AUAUUGAAGCAAGUAACAAUUAAAGUUUGGUCCAUUAUACUUUUCUUAUACCAUUCAAUUUCCUCAUAAAAAACGUAUAUAAGUUCUGUCCACAAAUUUAGAACUUGAUAUUUCUUCAUUACAAUGAUGCCAGGGCUAUAAAUUAAAGCAAAUCAGUUCCUUCAAACUCAACUCAAUCGAAACCAAAGGAGAUCUCUUCUAAUUACAAUUACUUUCUCCUCUCAAUUCAAGCAAUGAAACUCAAGAAGAGAAAAAAAACUCUAUUCAAAAGGAAGCUCCAUACAACAAUUAUGAUUUCCUUGAUUAAUAAGAUGGAUUUAUUGGUUCCUGGCUACUCAAUUUAUUGUUCUCGAAGGGAUAUUACGUACAUCCGACCACUAAAAUACCAUAACCAGACUGUCUUACUAAAUGUCCAUUAUUAGGCAAAAUAAUGACUACUUUUCCAAAUCAGCUUCGACUUUUUAAGUCAAAUAUUUUGGAUUAUAGCUCUAUUCUCCCGGCAGUUAAGGGAUGCAGAGGUGUUUUCCACCUUGCUUGUCCUAUUCCGUUUGGUCACGUUAAAAAUCCUUUGGAGGAAGUAAUUGAACCUGCGAUCCAAGGAACAUGCAAUGUACUUCAAGCUUGUAAAAUUGCUAAUGUCAAACGAAUAGUGUAUGUUUCAUCGGGGGCUGCCAUAAUAAAAAAUCCCUAUUUUUCAAAAACUGGACCGAUUAAUGAAGGUGGUAUUGCUACGCCAAGACAAUGGCAGAAAAGAAUGCAGUGGAAAUUGCCAAAAGAGAUGUGCUUGAUUUAAUUAGCAUUUGCCUUACUCAUGUUACGGGACCAUUGUCAGAGUCACCCACUAAUGCUAAUGUUGCAUAUAGAAUUUUUGGUACUAGGCCUAGAGUUUGUUUUCUUUAUAGUGAGUGGAAAUGAAAUAAAGUGGCGUAUCAGAGGGACGUAUUUUGUAGUUUGUGGAUAUAGGUCACACAUAGUUGACCAUCAUCUAUACAUAUCUGACAUAGUUCUCACAUAAUUUACAAAUACAACGUUUUUUGAAAA
Vicia villosa (hairy vetch) is the source of this 1041-nucleotide messenger RNA. Its product is annotated as cinnamoyl-CoA reductase CAD2-like. Bases 431 to 793 code for a protein of 120 amino acids. The transcript has 4 exons. NCBI's taxonomy places the organism in Eukaryota, Viridiplantae, Streptophyta, Magnoliopsida, Fabales, Fabaceae. Gene Ontology annotation, molecular function: 3-beta-hydroxy-Delta5-steroid dehydrogenase (NAD+) activity. Gene Ontology annotation, biological process: steroid biosynthetic process. The record is from RefSeq and is a predicted model, not a curated record.